This is a messenger RNA of Pollicipes pollicipes, 2002 nucleotides long. Its product is annotated as putative sphingolipid transporter spinster homolog 1. The coding region runs from base 129 to 1679 and encodes 516 amino acids. Gene Ontology annotation, biological process: transmembrane transport. Gene Ontology annotation, cellular component: membrane. Gene Ontology annotation, molecular function: transmembrane transporter activity. NCBI's taxonomy places the organism in Eukaryota, Metazoa, Arthropoda, Thecostraca, Pollicipedomorpha, Pollicipedidae. The record is from RefSeq and is a predicted model, not a curated record. The transcript is spliced from 12 exons.
GGAGCCUGUCCGCGUGGGGCAGAUGAAUAAACAGCCGUGCGGGUGGUGAGCGCUGGUGUCAGGACUUGUACGUACUCACAUCUGAGCUGUGCCCUCCAUCACCAACAGCUGUCCACAAGUUGCGACCUAUGACGUCGGAGCAUCGAGCGAUGAAACUGCGCCGCCUAUCUGAGUGGCGGUGGUACCGGUGGUGCCACCUGGCGUUGAUGACCGCCACCUACAUCACCGGCGAGCUGUCCCACUUCCUGCCCGGCAUUGUCAGCCGAAAGAUGGCGCAGGAGAUCCACUACGGCGACAUCGGCUGCGUGGAACGCGAUGGUGUCACUGAAGCCGUAGUCGAGUGCUACACGCUCACUGAUAACUCCAGUUGUACGGAGCGGAGCCAGGGCACGUGCGAGUGGACAUACACGGGCCUGGGGUUCCAGUACCAGCUGCUGGCCGGGCCCGCCUUCAUCGGCGUCUUCACCGUGGCCGGCCUUGUGUUCGGAGCCCUGGCUGACUCCUUCAACAGGCAACGGCUGCUGGCAUUCAGCCUGCUUCUGCUGACCGUGUCUACGCUCAUGAUGGGAUUCUCUACUCAGUACUGGCACCUGGUCGUCCUCAGAAUGUUGACGGCUGCUGGGGAGGCCGGCUUCUCGCCGCUCAGCACCGGCAUGAUCUCGGACCACUUCCCGCCGCAGCUGCGCGGUAUGGCUAUCGCCAUCUUCACCUGGGGCAUCUACUUCGGCUACGGUAUCUCGUACGUGGUCGGAAACUACGUGACGGCUGCUGACAUCAUGGGCAAGGGCUGGCGCUGGGCGUUUUACGUGGCCGCCAUGCCCGGCGUCGUGAUCACCUGCCUGCACCUGCUGGCCCAUGACCCGCGGGCCGGCCCGGCUCGGCGUCAGCUGACGCACCUGGCGGGGGAAGCGGUCGGCGACGGCGUCUACCAGCUGAGGAGUCCGGGGAGCGUCUCCAGCGAGCCGCCUGCUGGCGACGCCGCUGAAGGCCGGCCUGCCACCCCUUCCAGCCGCAGUGGUGGCCGCUGGGUCGGCGGCCGCUGGUGCCAGCUGGCUGCCGACAAGGUCAGGGUGUUCCUGCAGCCCAGCAUUCUGCUGUUGCUGCUCGGCGCCUCGAUGAGGCACACCGCUGGGUUCUGCUGGUCGACCAACACGCAGCUCUACUUCCAGACCUACUACCCCACCGCCGACCUGGGCCUCUGGCUCUCCUGGGUCAGCCUGGUCGGAGGCUCCAUCGGGGUCACCGUAGGUGGUCUGGUCAGCGACCGACUAGUCAAGAGGCUGGGCCUGAAGUCCAGGGUCUGGGUGCUAUCAGCUAGCCAGCUGCUGGCCACCCCCUUCGCCGUCGGCACGCUGUACUUCGCUCCGCAGGGCUGCUUCGUCAGCCUACUCACCGCCUACCUGUUUGCCGAGAUGUGGUUCGGCGUGGUACUGGCGAUCGUGGUGGAGCUGGUGACGCCCGACAUCAAGUCGUCCACGGUGGCCAUCUUCCUCUUCAUCAUCAAUAACGUGGGCGGCAACAUGCCGCUGGCGGUGGACGGACUCAGCCGGGCGAUCGGCUACCGGGAGGCGCUCUACGUGCUCUACCCGGGCAUGUACCUGGCCAGCUCGGUCGUGUUCCUGAUGACGGCGUUGGCUCUACGCCGAGAGGACACACAUCUGUAUAGCAUCCCCGACUGAGGUGGCCGACACUUGUAGUCUGGCAGUCUGGGGUGGCCGACACCUGCAGUCUGACAGUCUGAGAUGGCCGACACCUGCAGUCUGAUUGUCUGAGGUGGCCGACACCUGCAGUCUGAUUGUCUGCGGGGGCCGACACCUGCAGUCUGGCAGACUGAGGAGGCUGACACCUGCAGCCUGCCAGACUCAGAAGGCUGACACCUGCAGCCUGGCAGGCUGAGGAGACUGAUACCUGCCGCCUGGCAGGCCGAGGCGUGGCGCCUUCGGUUCGCAGAGUUUACCGCAAUAUCGCACCUUUUGCGCACGAAUACAAUUAUUUCACACUG